CCCUGAGAGCAGGGGACAGGGCAGCUCCAAGCAGGGCUCUGGCUGUCCCAAACCCCGAUGGCCUUUGUCAUCAGCACAGGCAGUCACAGGGUCUGGGUGCUGUGUCAGGCUCCCACCAUGCCAUGCCGUCCACCCGUCCUGCAUCCUCUGGCCAUCUGUGGCCUCAGCACCCUGUGUCCUGCAGCAGUUUCCAAACCCUGCCCAUCUGUGACCCCCAGCUGUGCCCUGCAUGGCCAUUCUGGCACUUCCUGUCGCCAAAACAGAACAGCACCUCUGGCCACAGCCACUCUGGGACCUGAGCUGCUCACCAUCGUCAUUGUCUUCAGUCCCUCAUGUGGGCCAGCAUGGUCCCAUAGCAGAGACAUGGGGCACCCUGCCGGCACUGCAGUCCUCGGUGCUGGCCCCAGCCAUGGGACUGCCCCAGUUGCUCUCCACAUGUCAUGUCUCCAUCUCUGCAUCCAUUGCAACUGCCUGGACAGAGCCACCACCCCUGGGCGCUCAGCCCCAUGCCCCCUGGGACCACAGCACCCUGAAGUGCCAUCUCCUGAUGGUGGCCAUAUCCUGCUACCUCAAAAGGUUCCAAACCCCAUCCGGGGGCUGGUCAGGGAGCCCUACACCUGCCUUAGGGGCAUGGAGCUGGAGAUGGGAGGUCCAGACCCACGUGGGGGCUGCACAGCACCAAGGGGGACCCCAUGGAGAGGCUUCACCCACUGCGGCGGCAGCGCCUGUUUGCAGAGGCAUGGCUUGAUAGGCAGUGUGUUCUUCAGAAGAUCCCUACUCCAGGAGUCAAAAUAGCAUGAAAUUCAAUUUUACGCCUGUUUGACAAAGCUUGAUUUCACCUCCAAUCAGCACGGAGAUAAGAGCCCUCGGCACAAGUGCACGGGCAGUUUGGCAGCUGGGGCUGCCGAUUUAAUAGGUGAAUUUACAGGAACAACACUUGAAAAUCCCCUGGCUAGUGAACCAUUAAGCUACCAAAUAUUUGCCAGCCGUCAGCUCCCUGCUCCGCUAUAAAUACUUCAGGCCCAGGUGGAGGGACGGGAAGGGAGAGCAGCGCGGGAGCCUAUGCAUGGCCAGGCAGCAGUGCCAAGGGUGAGCGCGGGCCCCGGAGUGCCCCUGCGUGCUCACAUGGCUGCGGGCGUCAUCCGGCCAUUGCCCGAGCUGCGGCUGCCCUCGCCCUUCCCGCACGGCCUGCUGCUGCCCAUGCGCCCUGAGCCCGACUUCCACAACCUCUCCGAGGAAGAGGAGGAAGAUGAGGAUGAGGAUGAAGAGGAGGCAGCAGAGGAGAGCACAAGGCUGGAGCCGGACCUCCCCAGCGCUGCCGAGCCCACGCUGCAGCUCCUCCGGUUCUCGGAGCUCAUCAGCUGUGACAUCCAGCGGUACUUCGGGCGGCGGGGCCAGGACGAGCCCGCCGGCAGCCACGGUGUGCCCGAGGACUGCAGCUCACCCCGGCACACGGAGCCCGAGGCACCACGGGGCAGCCCCGGAGCCAUGCACAGGCUGGGGCCGCUGGCAGAGCUCUUCGAGUACGGCGUGCACCGGUGCCUGCCGCCCCGGGCGGCCAGUGGCAAGACGCAGCGGCUGGAGAGGAAGUACGGCCACAUCACCCCCAUGCACCGCAGGAAGCUACCGCCCUCCUUCUGGCGGGAGCCGGGCCCCAGCCCUGCCGGUCUCCUCCACACCGGCACCCCCGACUUCAGUGACCUUCUGGCCAACUGGACGGUGGAGCCGGGGCCGGAGCUGGGCCUUGGGCGGGAGCUGCAGCCGGAGUCGGGCCGCCCGGGGCUGGAGGCCGAGCCCUUUGCCGGUCUGUGACCCCACCAUGGCCCCCAGCCCCGCCACGUGCGGCCGGUUAAUGAUAAACCUGGCAACAGUGGUGCCAGCGCCGGGCACCUGGAGCUGCCGGGGCAGAGACGGCCAUGGGACAAGUGAAUAAAUGACUCCUGCCAGGCA
Molecule: messenger RNA, 1950 nt
Organism: Neopsephotus bourkii (Bourke's parrot)
Lineage: Eukaryota; Metazoa; Chordata; Aves; Psittaciformes; Psittacidae
Gene: PERCC1
Product: proline and glutamate rich with coiled coil 1
Exons: 3
Coding region: 1063-1812 (249 amino acids)
Source: RefSeq, a predicted model, not a curated record